Messenger RNA from Hymenoscyphus albidus, 1357 nucleotides. The record is from the annotation of a GenBank genome assembly. NCBI's taxonomy places the organism in Eukaryota, Fungi, Ascomycota, Leotiomycetes, Helotiales, Helotiaceae.
AUGGCUCCAGGACGUCUCAAAAAAGAGGAGAUUGCCCGCGAUAAAGAUUUCUCGAAGGUCAUGCAUGGCGUUUCAACAGAUAAAUCCAACGCUUUCAUGUCUAUGAUGAGCAAAGACAGUGAAGCCCACGAGUUGCUCACGAAAGACUACCUUAGCCACUGGGACAAUGGUGGAAAGGGAAUCGAGGACACAGAGGAAGCCAAAGAAAAGAGAAACGAGAACUGUACGUAAAGCUUUAAACCGUUGAGUAUGCACACUGACUUUGAACAGAUAUGUCUGUUGUAAACAACUACUACGACCUUGCAACAGAUCUUUACGAAGAAGGCUGGGGUCAAUCAUUUCAUUUCGCUCGCUUCGGUCAUGGCGAGGCCUUCGCGCCAGCUCUGGCUCGCCACGAGCACUUCCUAGCACACAUGAUCAACAUCAAGAAAGGCAUGAAUGUGUUAGAUGUCGGCUGUGGUGUUGGUGGUCCCGCAAGAGAAAUUGCAACAUUUACCGGAUGUAAUGUUGUUGGCUUGAACAAUAAUAGCUAUCAAAUUCAACGUGCGACAGGACAUUCGAGGAGACAGGGGCUGGAUAAGCAAGUUUCAUUUUGAAAGGAGAUUUUAUGGUGAGUCUUGGGAAGCCGAUUCUUAUCUUUGCCAAAGAAAGAUUGCUAGCGGAACUGUUGAAGAAUAUGGCAUUCCCAGAGAACUCUUUUGACGCUGUAUAUGCUAUCGAGGCUACAGUCCACGCGCCUUCACUUGAGGGUGUUUAUUUCCAAAUAUUUCGCGUGCUUAAACCUGGUGGAACAUUUGGUGUUUAUGAAUGGGUCGUAAGUCUAAAUCUUUAUAGUCCACGAUUUUUCCAGUUUGAAAGUGAAACUGACCUUGGUUGUCAUCAGAUGACCGACAAGUACGACGAAACGAAUCCAAUCCAUUGCUUAAUCCGUCUCGGAAUCGAGCGUGGAGAUGGAAUCGCAAACAUGAUGAGCCGUACCCAUGCUCUCACAGCUAUUAAAGCAGCCGGUUUUACCGUUGAAUAUGAAGAUGAUCUUGCAGCAUACGAUGAUGCGAUUCCGUGGUAUACUCCUUUGUCGGGUGAAUUCAAGCACGCGAAGAGCUUGUGGGAUGUACUCCACGUGGUGAGGCUGACGAUGAUUGGAAGGUAUGCGAUGGGGGCACUUUUGAAGACUUUAGAGAUGGUGAAGUUGGCGCCAAAGGGAACGGCGCAGACAGCCAGGGAAUUGAGUCAUGGUGCUGAUGCUCUGGUUGCGGGGGCGAGGAUGGGAUUGUUCACGCCGAUGUAUUUGAUAGUUGCGAAGAAGCCAUUGUUGGUGGGUAGAGGUAUUAUAGUCAAAGCACUUUGCACUGUUUAG